Molecule: messenger RNA, 1548 nt
Organism: Pyricularia oryzae 70-15
Lineage: Eukaryota; Fungi; Ascomycota; Sordariomycetes; Magnaporthales; Pyriculariaceae
Exons: 2
Coding region: 1-1548 (515 amino acids)
Biological process (GO): transmembrane transport
Molecular function (GO): transmembrane transporter activity
Source: RefSeq, a predicted model, not a curated record
AUGGCCGGCCCAGAAUCCAUCAAUCCAAGACCUGUGCCGGAGGCCAUGCAGGCUUCCUCGGAAUCACAAGAUGAGGAUUACUCAAUCUUCUCCAACAAGAUGCGUUUAUACCUGACCUACCUCCUCGGUCUUGUCAUGGUCCUGUCAACAAUCUCUGCUACUAUUUACUUCCCACUUAUUCCAAUGCUCAGCCGGGAGUUCGCAUCCUCUAUCCAGGAUAUCAACCUUACAGUCACCGUGUACGCCGUAUGCCAGGCAGUUGCACCGGCUUUAUUUGCUCCACUCGCCGACUCCCAUGGCCGCCGACCAGUACUACUAUUUCUUGUGGCCCUAUAUGCUUGCGCCAGCUUGGGUCUUGCACUAAACAAGGGGAAUUACGCGACGCUGGCAGUGCUCAGGGCCCUCCAGAGCAUCGGCGCGUCGCCUACAAUCACCAUCGCAUAUGGCGUGGUGGCAGAUGUUGCGGUCGUCGCCGAGCGUGGGUCUAUGCUCGGCCCUGCGCUAGGUACUUGUAAUGGCAUCUCAGCCCUUGGUCCCGUCAUCGGCGGUGCUAUGGCUCUAGGUACGAGCGGUUCCAAGUGGGUUUUUUUGGCCCUCCUGAUCUACUCGGUGCUUUGUUUUUUGCUCGUGGGUAUCUCGCUUCCGGAGACCGCCCGUUCCGUGGCCGGCAACGGAUCCAAGCCUGUCAGUGGCGUCUGGAAGCCGUGGAAAUCUUAUGUGGCUUCCCUCCGAUGUUGCACCGGAGAGAAGAGUGGACAUGAUGGCUCAGGAAAUCAAGACUGCAGUGCUCCUCGCACGGUUCAGGCAAGGAAUCUCGAGCUCGGAGGCAAGCGGCGACUGCUACGGGGCCCACUGGACGCUAUUCUGAUCAUACUCCAUGCGGAUUCCGCUCUGGUUUUGUGGGUUAUUGCAUCAUCGUACACGGUCUACUACAUCUUUCAGGUGGCCGUGCCCGUUGUCUUUUCAGAUAUUUACGGCUACAACUCCCUGGAAAUCGGUCUAUCCAUGCUUCCCGGGCUGGCCGGUAUGACUAUCGGUGGAAUGAUCGCAGGGAAGCUCGUUGACCGCAACUUUGCAGUGACGGCCCGGGCCCACAACGCGGUCAUUGAGCGCAACAGAUUGACCAGCCUGGACGACUUCCCGAUCGAGGCGGCGAGGUACCGACACAUUUUGCCCGUGAUCGCUCUACAAGCCGCACUAGUGGCCGGGUAUGGUUGGGCUGUGCAGUACGGAGCACAUGCCGCGGCUGCCAUGGUCCUCCAGUUUGCUGCGUGUUGCUGCUCGACCAUGCUGAGCCACACGGCGAGCGCGCUGUUGGUCGACAUGUUUCCAGAGCAAUCAAGCACGGCGUAUGCAUCGGGUCAGAUGAUGCGGUGCGGUCUCAGCGCCGCUGCGGCUGCUAUCAUUGACCCAGCGAGUCGCAUGCUCGGUCGGGGAUGGUUCUUCACAGUUGUUUCUCUGUUUAUUGGUACUACCGGAGCUGGAUGCGUGAUCCUGAGUCGGGCCAAGGGCAUGCAGUGGCGACAGCGGAGAACUGGUUAUGCGUAG